This is a messenger RNA of Paramecium sonneborni, 976 nucleotides long. NCBI's taxonomy places the organism in Eukaryota, Ciliophora, Oligohymenophorea, Peniculida, Parameciidae. The record is from the annotation of a GenBank genome assembly.
AUUUAAUUAAAAAUGUAGAGAUUAUAAGGUGCCACACUUAGUUUAUGGAGUAGUUUUACCCCAGUUCCUUAGUAUGCAUUUGCUACAUUAAAUCUUAAAUAAUUGAAACAAAGAAUGAAAUCGGUAGGAUCUAUUAGAAAGAUUACAAAAGCGAUGAAGAUGGUUGCUGCUUCAAAAAUGAAAUAAGAUGUUUAAAGACUUGAGAAUGGAAAAUACUUUGGUGUACGUUCGAUUUAAGAUUUAUUUGCUAAUGAAACAUACUUAUAGAAAAAACAAUUAAGUUUCAAAAUAAAUAAGACGUUAAUGGUUCCAAUUACAUCAGAUAAAGGACUUUGUGGUGGCAUCAAUUCAUCAAUAAUUAGAGAAACCCGUUCAAUUGUACGUUAAAAUCGUAAUGCUUAUAAAUUAUUCUUAAUUGGUGAAAAAGUAUAUUAAUAUUAUAAUUACAAUAUUAGUCUCUUGGUGCAUUACAAAGAGCAUUUCCUGAAUUAUUAACUUAAGCUAUAACUGCCAUUAAUACUCCAAUUAAUUUUAUUAAUUCAUCUUCAAUUGCUCAUUAGAUUUAAUUGAAUGUCACAGAAGAUAUUGAUUAAAUUACAAUUAUCUUCAAUUAAUUUAAGAAUGUAGUUUAAUAAGUUGUUAAAAAAGUUGACUUAUUGAAUAGAAAGAAUUUUAUAGCUUAAUUUAGAUUAGUAACAAAAUAUGAUACAGCUGAACCUGAAAAGGAAUUUGUUUAAAAUUAUAUGUAUGAAUAUUAUGUUGCAACUGCAUUCUAUCAUGCUAUGCUUAAUAAUUUUGCUAGUGAAACAUCUUCAAGAAUGAAUGCUAUGGAGAAUGCUUCUAAAAAUGCUGGUGAAAUGCUUGAUAAAUUAACACUUGACUACAAUAAAGUUAGAUAAGCUAAAAUCACUGUUGAAUUAUGUGAAAUUAUUUCAGGGGCCUCAGCUGUCUGAUAUUAAAUCAAAUCAUUUAGAAC